AUGGAUGCAGAUUGGGACGAGGUCGCCCGUAUCCAGUUCCCGCCCCCGGGCGUCCACGCUCUGCCAAGCCCCGUCACGACGAUGACGUUCGAUACGUCGCAGGAACUGCUGUGGACUGGAAAUGAUUAUGCGCACCUGUCCUCAGAAGGACCCGUCCGACAGAUUUUGGUCAACGAUAAAGGCGUGAUCGCUCUCGGAUCCAGCGAUGUCCACAUGUCUAUGAGAAGGGGCGCGACAAUAUGGCAUAUCAAACAUGAGGCGAUGCGAGACCUGCGGUGUAUGAGCUUUACUUCCAAAGGGACCGCCGAGAUAAUCGUAGCCGGGAUGCAGGACACAAUGCUUGUUAUCGACCUCAAUAAGGGUGAAGUCGUCAAGCAGGUCCCGACCGAGUACCAAUAUAGCAUGAUGAAACGAGGUCGUUAUAUUUGCGCCGCAACGCAGACUGGUCUUUGCAACUUGCUUGACCCAGUCACCUUUACCGUCAUCAAAUCCUGGAACGCUCAUUCGGCGCUGAUCAGCGACAUGGAUGCCCAGCACGAUUUCAUCGUCACGUGCGGAUAUUCACUACGACAGGGACAGAACUAUAUGCUUGAUCCGUUCCUCAACGUCUUUGACAUCAAGAAUAUGUCCUCCAUGCCACCAAUCCCAUUCCCAGCCGGAGCUGCAUAUGUUCGCAUGCACCCAAGAAUGCUCACCACGAGCAUCGUCGUGUCUCAAAGUGGCCAGAUGCAUGUUGUUGAUCUUAUGAACCCUAACACAAGCAACGUCAGACAAGCAAACGUCAUGACUUAUCUCAACAUGUUUGAGAUUGCACCCUCUGGAGAGGGAAUGGUAUUGACCGAUGCCGAAUGUCUUAUUCACUUAUGGGGGUCACGUACAAAACUCCAUUUUGUCGAUCUUGCCACACCAAUCGAGUUUGCCGCCACGGAAGAACGAUUAGCCCCUAUAGACUGGUCUCCAGAAGUACCACUGAAUACCGUCGGACUUCCAUACUACCGCGAUGUUCUAGCUUCUGCAUGGCCAGAUCUAGUGUGUGACGUGGGAGCACCGCCACCGAAAGUUGAUCCGCAGGCCUUUUCUACGCUCAAAGCUACUACCUUUGCGUUGUAUGGGCGAAACACGCGAGGUCUAAGGCGAAACCAAUUUGAAGACACUCGGAACUUGACAAAGUCGGUCAAUGCCGGGCUUCGGACACCAAAAUUUCUGAGUGAAAAAGCGCGAGAGUCGGCCAAGUCUGACAGCGUCGGCGAUGACCGGGCUGAUGAGCUCAACAACCCACUGGCAGAGGCUGAAAUCGAGAGCAAGAAAUCCGAGGUGCCUGCCAUGUAUGGAAACGUGGAGAUCAAAUACAGCAAGUUUGGUGUUGAUGACUUCGAUUUUGGAUUCUACAAUAAGACAAAGUAUUCAGGACUCGAGAUCCACAUAUCAAACUCAUACGCCAACUCUCUUUUGCAGAUGAUGCAUUUCAUUCCCGUCAUCAGAAAUCUUGCCCUUCGCCACGCUGCUACGUCUUGUCUGAGCGAGAUUUGCAUAUUAUGCGAGCUUGGUUACUUAUUUGAUAUGCUGCAAAAGGCUGAAGGAUCCAUUUGCCAGGCGACGAAUCUGCUGAAGACGCUUAGCAAUCAACCUCAGGCCGGCGCACUGGGCCUUCUAGAGGAAGACCCGCGCGGUUCCUCGCUCAACAUGAUGCUGCAAGGCUUGACCCGCUUUCUACUCGACAAGAUUGUACAAGACUACCGAUUAAUCGAGGGUACGUCCGCGCCGAUGGAACAGGUUCUAUCAACUUCUGCAACCAGCUCCAUCAACUGCAUAUCUUGUCGCAGCGAAUAUACACGGCCAGGGUCAACCUUGGUGAACGACCUGCUGUACCCCGCACCAAAGACACAAACAAACGUCUCAAAGAUGCCAAAAGUCACCUUCUCACAAGUUCUUAAGAACAGCGUGGAGAGAGAGACAACAUCAAAGGGAUGGUGCGGAAAAUGCAGCAAGUAUAAGAAUAUUGCGACAAAGAAAACUAUCCACAGCGUCCCAGCUGUUCUCAUUUUAAAUACAGCGAUUAACAGCCCUGAACAUCGCAUGCUUUGGUCUACGCCAGGUUGGCUUCCAGAAGAAAUCGGCAUCAUAGUGGACCAAGGCCAAUUCUUCUGCUACGAAGGUGAGGAUUUGAAGCUACACCUUCAGCGCGGCAUGCACAAUAUUACCGUAUACUCGUUGAUUGGCAUGGCAAUCAAUAUUGAAAACGGGCAAACACAGAAGCCGCAUCUGGUAUCAAUGAUCAAUGUCGCACACGCCGAAGCAGAAGCGCCGGGUAAGAGCCAGUGGCAUUUGUUCAACGACUUUUUGGUGCGGUCAGUCAGCACCGAGGAAGCGCUUACCUUCAACCCUUCAUGGAAAGUACCAUCAGUCAUUGCGUUUCAGGUCAAGGACGCCAAUAACAAGCUGGAUUCGACAUGGAGGGAUCAACUUGAUACCUCAGUUCUAUACCAGGACGUUAACCCACACCCUCCUGAGAGCAAAACCUACAAAGUACUCAAACAUCCCGAAGAUCAUCCAGGUCCCGAUACCAUCAUUGCCCUGGAUACUGAGUUUGUGGCUGUUCGGCAACCAGAAAUUGAGAUGAAUUCCGAUGGCGAGCGAGAGACAAUUCGACCCAUUGUAUACGCCUUGGCAAGAGCUUCAGUUGUUAGGGGUCAGGGCGAAGACGAAGGACUGCCCUUUAUCGACGACUACAUUACUAUCAAGGAGCCAAUUGUCGACUAUCUCACAUCCUAUUCCGGCAUUACUCAAUCAGAUCUCGACCCUCGGAUCUCCCAGCAUAGCUUACUGCCCCUCAAAAUGGUUUACAAAAAGCUCUGGGUUUUGCUCAACCUGGGCUGCAAAUUUCUGGGCCACGGCCUCAAACAGGAUUUCCGCGUCAUCAACAUCCACGUGCCCAAGUCGCAGAUUAUCGACACGAUUGAUCUUUUCUAUCUAAAGACUAGACUGCGGAAAUUAUCGCUUGCUUUUUUGGCAUGGUAUCUGCUUAAAGAAGACAUUCAAAUGGAAACACACGACUCGAUUGAAGACUCACGCACCGCGCUCAAGCUAUAUAGAAAAUACCUCGAAUUCGAAGAUGCCGGGAUUCUGGAGCCGAUGCUGCAAGACAUUUAUCGCGCUGGGCGAGAUGUCAACUUUAAGCCGCCGCGCAAGGACGGACAAGACGUGCAGCGUAUAGAUACACCACCUCUGCCAGUUGACGGAAACGGGGGCCCGUCCACGCCGGUGACAAAGGCGGCGACGCUGGCAACGCCUGGGUUUGGAGGCGCCGGCGCAAGCUGGACCCCUGGCAAGGGCUCACCGCUGAGAUAG
Messenger RNA from Beauveria bassiana ARSEF 2860, 3348 nucleotides. Its product is annotated as exonuclease-like protein. The record is from RefSeq and is a predicted model, not a curated record. NCBI's taxonomy places the organism in Eukaryota, Fungi, Ascomycota, Sordariomycetes, Hypocreales, Cordycipitaceae. The transcript is spliced from 7 exons. Gene Ontology annotation, biological process: mRNA processing; nuclear-transcribed mRNA poly(A) tail shortening. Gene Ontology annotation, molecular function: poly(A)-specific ribonuclease activity; protein binding; nucleic acid binding. The coding region runs from base 1 to 3348 and encodes 1115 amino acids. Gene Ontology annotation, cellular component: P-body; PAN complex.